Messenger RNA from Ceraceosorus bombacis, 1264 nucleotides. The record is from the annotation of a GenBank genome assembly. Lineage: Eukaryota; Fungi; Basidiomycota; Exobasidiomycetes; Ceraceosorales; Ceraceosoraceae.
AUGGGUCGAUAUGCUGUGUUGGUGACCGGUCCGGCGGGCAGCGGCAAAUCGACCCUAUGCACUUCCCUCCUGACGCACGCCCAAACCACGGGUAGGAAUCUACACCUGUUCAAUCUGGAUCCUGCAGCCGAAAACUUCGAAUUUAAACCCACCGUGGACAUUAGGGAUCUGAUCGGAUUGGAAGAUGUCAUGGAGGAGAUGCAAUUGGGACCUAAUGGAGGGCUGGUGUAUUGCUUCGAGUGAGUCUUGUGAGGAUGAAAGUGGGGCUGGGAUCAGCAUCUCAUAAAGUGUCUGCCGCCCUCGUGACCAGAUACUUGCUAGAGAAUCUCGACUGGCUGGACGAGCAGCUGGGAGCCUUCGAGGAUGAUUACCUUCUCAUCGACUGUCCAGGUGAGCCCUCUUCUACGCCGCAUAGCGUGGCAUCAGUAUGCAUUCCCACCCUUCUGAGCCCUUUCUCCACUCGCGCUCGAGGCAGGUCAAAUCGAAUUGUACACGCACACGCCUCUCAUGACGCGCUUGUUGACAACGUUGCAGCAGACCUACCAAUUCCGCCUAUGCUCCCUCUACCUCGUCGAGUCCAAUUUUAUCGACGACGUCAACAAAUUCUUUGCAGGAACGCUGAGCGCUAUGAGCAGCAUGAUCAACCUGGACUGCAGUCACAUCAAUGUCAUGAGCAAGAUGGAUCUGGUCAAGAGGGGAGAGACCGCUCAGAGGACCAAAGGCGGCAAGAACAAGAGGGAGCUUGACAGGUGAGAGAGGAGCGUUCAUGUACAAGUGCCGGAGCCAGAUGGACACACGCUGUAGCAUGCACGUAGCUCAUCAUUUCUUACGCUGAACUUUCGCUGCAGAUAUCUCGACCCCGAUCCUCUGCUUCUAAUGGAAGAAGCCAACGCCUCAUCCAAUCCCAAGUUUCAUGCGUUAAACGAGGCGAUAGUUCAGUUGGUGCGUUGGGCUCGUCGUUGACCAGAUACCUUCAUGAGCACAUUGCCUCAUAUUUACUCUGCUCCUCCCAACACAUCAGAUCGACGACUUUUCGAUGGUUUCCUUUAUGCCGUUGGACGCGACGGACGAAGAUUCCGUGGGCUCGCUCCUCAGUCACAUCGAUCAUGCCAUGCAGUACGGGGAAGACGAGGUGAGUCGAUGCUUGUUGCCGUGAGCGGCUUCACUACUACACUGCCGAGCCCGCUUUGGUCCCUUCCUUGCACCCUCGCAGGAACCCAAGGAGCCAAAGGAUAUGGACAUGGGCGAUUUCGAGGAUGCGUGA